This is a messenger RNA of Parnassius apollo (apollo), 339 nucleotides long. Lineage: Eukaryota; Metazoa; Arthropoda; Insecta; Lepidoptera; Papilionidae. The record is from the annotation of a GenBank genome assembly.
UUGUCAAUAGGAAGUCUGAAACCAAAAUCAGACAUGGGUGGACACGGGCACGAACCGCCGUACAAGGUGCCACAUUAUUCGCAGUUUCAGACCAAGGGUAUUCCACAGCUUGAAGAGCUGGAGCAGGCGCUUGCUAAAAAAGGACUCCGCGAUCCUUGGAUCAGAAAUGAAGCAUGGAGAUACCACCCUGGAUUCGGGACUCGUGGAUUGAGAGCACGUAAACUGUUUUUCCGCGGCUUUCCACUCGGGUUGGCUCUCACUGUAGCCACUGUGGCUAUCACUGAGCUUGCAGGAGGCAAGGACGACCACGAUCACGGCCAUGGAGAUGAACAUCAUUAA